Coregonus sp. 'balchen' is the source of this 22297-nucleotide messenger RNA. Lineage: Eukaryota; Metazoa; Chordata; Actinopteri; Salmoniformes; Salmonidae. The record is from the annotation of a GenBank genome assembly.
GAGAUUUGACUGCUUAUUUCACGGCACUGACUAAACAUGUCUAAGCGAGAGGCAUUUUUAGACUCCGUCUGCAAAGACAAUGUGGGGGAAUUUCUCAAUUUCAUUCAACUCCAUGUAAGUAACGUUAGCUACAAUGUUAUUUUUGUAAAACUGCAAAAUAUGUAUACUGCAGUGGUUCCCAAACUGUGACAAUAAUCAUAGCUCUCUAAGGUAUGCAAUGACUGAUAUGACAAGAGGAAAACUGAUGAUGCACUAGGAAUUUCGAAAUUGCACCUUGUGCAUUCUACUAUUACAACUUUUAAGAGUAAGUUGAAAGCCAGACUGAGUUUAUUUUUUAUUUUAUUUGUGUGUGGGGGGGGGGGGGGGUACCUUAGUCAUUGCAUACGUAGAGAGCUAUUUAUAACUUGUCAGAAAUGCUAACGUUUUUUAGCCCAUUGAUUUUGUUGUAAUGUUUGAAUCACUCAAAUAUCACAUGAAUACACACAUUAGGCAUGGCAAAAUGUACAGAAUUGCAGGAAAUAAGCUUUAAACCUUUUUUCUCUCUCUGCCAACAAGAGGGGUGUGAACAGUUUGUGUCAUGAACAGUGCUUGUGCCCAUAGAUGUGGAAUGCGUGCAGGGGGGCCCUGGGAUAAUAUAAUAAUAUGCCAUUUAGCAGACGCUUUUAUCCAAAGCGACUUAGUCAUGUGUGCAUACAUUUACCAAUUGAGCUACAGAGGACCACACCUGGGAUGUUCCCCAAUGCUGAAAGGAUGGCCUGAGUGUAAGCGUUUGGGAACCCCUGUCUUAUAGGACCAAUAUCAUGAAUCUCAAAAUGAGUAUUGUCUACCAUAAUGAUUCGUUAUGCUCAUCUAUCAAUUUGAGAGCCUUGCCUCUGACCCUGUUUGGCUGUGAUGUUACCAUAGAAGGACACAGCUGAGCCCUUUGACCUGGAUGAGGUCCUGCAGGAGUUGCCAAAGGGCCAGAGAGAGGCACUGUGGGCCAGACUAGUCACAGUACUUUGUGACCAGCUGGCAGCCUUUGCACCAGAGCACUGGGAUGCUGGCUUAGAGGAGGACAAGGAGGACAAUGACAUGGAGGUGGAGGUGUCCCCAGACCGGGUGAGUACUAGUGAGUAGAGUUGUCACAAUACUAGUAUCGUGGCAAGGAAAUAAAACAUGAAGCAGGUUUAAUUUAAGGGAUACAGUCCUAAUGUUGGAAACGCAUUAUACUGUUGUCACCCAGAGUCAAAUUUGUUUGUUUUCCAAGCUAUAGUGCACACUAUUUGACAUAAAGCAGGUUCGACAAAGAGUUUAGUCUGCCUUGUUUUUUUUUGCCAUGGAGAAUCGUAGUAUCAUGACAAUUCUACAUCCUGACCACUCUCUCGUCUAUAUUGUUCCACACGGCAUGACAAGAACAGUUGUUUUAUUCUUGCUCUGACUUCAUCUCCUACAUCUGAUGUCAGUGUUCAGUUGUCUACUAUUCCUUGAUUGAGAGGUGGUCAUCUUUUCUGUUCUUUAGACACACACCAUGUCUGUCUUUGAGGGAGUGACUCUAGUGGUCACAGCUUCUGUGGAUGUCAUUGAGGAUGGCGACACCUACAACUCUCUCUUAGAGUGCACCAACAUAUUACAUGGUGAGUGUUUUUUUGUUUUAUUGACUAUUAACUCUGUAUCCUUGUUUUAUAAUAAUAAUAAUGAUCAUUUAUUCAAUUUCUAUAGUGCUUUUUUAUUAUAGAAAGAAUCUGAAAGUGUUUGAAAAUACUUGUUUAGCCAGUUUUUAGGUAGCCUGGUUUAUGCGACUCAUGUGGUCAGCGAGGGAGAGCUGACACACUGGUCUGGACAGGAGGGCAUUGUAAAUGCAGUAUUCAUGCGGAGUCGUACUUGUUUCUGGCUGAGCUUUGAUUAGUUCUCAGUAGUUUUUUUUUUCCUGGGGGGUUGAGACCUUACGAUUUGAAAAUCAAACAGUUGUAUUGAAAGGUGACAGCUCUCGGGGACUGUGUGUGGCUGUCCAUGUGGGUGUUUGAGUGAGAAAGACACAGAGGAGAACCAAUCAGUAAAAUAGCACAGCCCCCUUCAUUAUUGACAUAUCGUGCUGACAUCAAAAGAGCCUUUCCAGACUUUGAAGUCAGGAGGACUUUGAGUUAGGUGUCAGCCGGACUGUUUUAAGUACUCCAACCCUUCAGUCUGUCUCUGUACAACAACCCCAGGUGUCCUGCCCUACCUUCCUGCCUCUGAGAUGCCUCUGCGGCAUGCUAUCACCGGUCUGUGCGAGGCCUGGUGGAAGAAAGGCCUCCUGGGGAAAGAAGAGCUGGGCCGCACAGCCUUCCUUGUUUGCCUGGAGAAGACCCUCAUACUGAAGAAACCAGUACGUACCCUUUAGCACCAACAUGGCCUGUCGUUGCUUUUCUGUUUUGCUCUCUGUCAGUCUUGCUUUUUCUCUAGCAAACUUUCUGGGCUUGCUUUAAGUUAUUUUGGAGGAUAAUACAGAAUGAUAGGCUACCAGGGUUUUUUUCUGGAUCAAAAUGGGUCUUGGGUGGUGGGUGUGAUGGGGGUGUGGCUAUGGGCGUGCCCAAUGGUGUGGUCUCUGACCUGAAAUUUUAGAGGCCCUCCUGUUGGCCCGCAAUGACAAAAUAGUUUCAAAGCUAAUUUCCUGUAAUUCUACACAUUUUGCUAUGUCUUAUGCUAUCUGAGUGACUCAAACAUUAUACCAAAAUCAUUGGGGGCCCCAUGCUAUGAAAAAAAUACUCCUGAAUGGGUCAUUUUUGUAAUUAUUUAUUCUCCCUGACUGUCUUUUAUUUUGGGGAUUUUGUUAUUUAUCAAAGAUUAUCUUAUUUAAAAAUAUAUAGUUCCAUAAUCUUUUCUACAUCCACAAAAUUACCAAAAGUAUGUGGACACCUGCUCGUCGAACAUCUCAUUUCCAAAUCAUGGGCAUUAACAUGGAGUCGGUCCCCCCUCCACUCUUCUUGGAAUGCUUUCCACUAGAUGUUGGAACAUUGCUGCGGGGACUUGCUUCUUCCAGAUUCGCCCAUCGGACUGCCAGAUGGUGAAGCGUGAUUCAUCACUCAAGAGAAAGCGUUUCCACUGCUCCGGGGUCCAAUGGCGGCGAGCUUUACACCACUCCAGCCGAUGCUUGGCAUUGCGCAUGGUGAUCUUAGGCUUGUGUGCAGCUGCUCGGCCAUGGAAACCCAUUUCAUGAAGCUCAUGACGAACAGUUAUUUUGCUGACGUUGCUUCCAGAGGCCGUUUGGAACUCAGUAGUGAGGGUUGCAACCGAGGACAAACUAUUUUUAUGCGCUACGCACUUCUGUAUUCAGACAUUUAGAAAAUUCCACUUCACAAUAACAGCACUUACAGUUGACCGGGGCGGCUCUAAUAGGGCAGAAAUUUGACGAACUGACUUGUUGGAAAGGUGGCAUCCUAUGAAAGUCACUGAGCUCUUCAGUAAGGCCAUUCUACUGCCAAUGUUUGUCUAUGGAGCAUUGCUUUGAGCUCGAUAUUAUACAUCUGUCGACAACAGGUGUGGCUGAAAUAGCCAAAUCCACUAAUUUGAAGGGGUGUCCGCAUACUUUUGUAUAUAUUGUGUACUUUUAUAUCUGGUUUUAGUCGUUUUUAAGUUUUACACUGAACGUUUUUCCAUCCCCUAAACUGAAAACUGUUUGAACAUAGAGUUCAAGAGUUUUCUAUGCAGAAAAAAUCCUGGGUACAUGUUUACAUAUUUCAUAUUUCACAUUUCCUUUUUUGAUUUUUCUUCCAUGUGCUUGCUUUUUAUCUUGUGUUGUUCGCCCUAUCUGAUUGUCUCGUCUUCUGUGUUUUGUGAAGCCCGCUUCUAUCCCUAAUCAUCUCUAUCAGGAGCCUGAGUCAAAAAGAGAAGGAAUGAUCUCAAUAAGUCUUUUAUUUGUAUUUAUUUUAGCUCCACUCCCUGGUCUCGACAACAGACGAGAGCGCUCUUUAAUCACCCGGUACUCUCAUUCAGGGAUCAUCUGGAGAAUUAAUUUGAAGUAGAGUAUGCACUCUUCAUUUUAUCUCUGUCAGAACUGAAGUCUUUUUCUACACUAGUGGAUAUUUACAUUAGAGCAAUAUACGAUUAUGAUUUGUGAUCCUCUCGUUUCUGCCCUAGUGAGGUGGAUUCCUUGCAGGCAGUAUCUGCAUUUUAGGCUGUUCUCCAAUAUGUGUCUCUGGUUAUCUGGGGGAAGAAUGAUAUCUCUGUAUUAACCUUUUGUCUAAUCUUGGCAGGUUUGUCUUUUGGCGUCUGCAUUGACCAGUUUUGUAUUUGGUUUGCUGAAUGUUGUAUUUGCGUUUUGUACACGUUCUCAGGGGGCUGAGAUCCAAAGGCUGUGGGGUUUCCAUGAAGUGCUGCUCACUGUGGACUUUGCGUCGGAGAGCAGCCAGGAGCUGAUCGAUCUGCUGCUACAGUGCUUCCUCAGUGUCAAUCACAUUAGAAACGAAGAUGUAAGUGUGUCUUUCUAUUGGUGUGUGUCAGAACUGGUUUUCAAAUACUUAAAAAUGGAUUUAAUUUCAAAUACUUUCUCUGCCCGUUUGUGCUUGCCUGGCUUAAUAAACCAAAAUAAAAGUCCCAAAACUGCAAACCCUGCCCAUCUGAAACUCCAGACAAAAGCAAACGCUGAAUGUAUUUAUAUAGGUCGUGUGUGUGUGUGUGAUGCUAUGCUAUCAUGCUCACAUUGUCGUUCCGAUAACAUGACUUUCGCUGGCAGGGAAAGCGUCUCAUGGUGUUCCUCUUUAGCUGGAAUGUCAACUUCAUCCGGAUGAUCCAUGGAACCAUCAAAAACCAGCUGCCCUACUUUGCAAAGUAAGUGUUUGCAUUUCUAGUUUUCUAUUAAGGUACUAAGUGACCUUGUUAUAAUGUCUGCCAGAUUGGGAGGUUGGGGGUUCGAUCUCCGGUCGAGUCAUACCAAAGACCAAAAAAAAUGGGACCCGAUGCAUUUCUGCUUGGCACUCAGCAUUUAGGGUAAGGCCCCACGACAGACUAGUGUCCUGUCCAGGGGGUGUACUUGCACAUCAAGCUGCCUCCCGCUACAUAAACAGGAGAUGGGCCGUUCUGGCUCGGUCAAGGCUUACUUAUUCUAAGGUAGCUGUCAGGAGGCAAUGGUUUUCUCCUAUUCAAUUCAUGAUGAUAUACCAGUUUUUUUUGACUGUUUGGUUGAACUCAGUUGAUUUUUACCAGUUCCCUCACUGACAACAUAGCUGAGAUCUACUGCCGGGCCUGGAAGAAAGCCUCUGGGGUCUGUCUGGAGCAGAUCGAGAGCACCUGCAUCCAGGACUUCAUGCAGCACGCUGUACUCCUGCACAGGACCUCACCCGUCCAUGCCAAAGUCAGACAGGUGGGCGCCGUGCACAUUUGACUUAGUGUGCAUCCCAGGUGGCAUCUUAUUCCCUAUACUGUAUAGUGCACUACUUUUGACCAGGGCCUUUAGUAGUUCACCCUAUAGCGCUCUGGUAAAAAUGAUUGCACUAUAUAGGGUAUGCUGGGAAUUGCCAGGGAUCUCACGAUACUUAGGUGCUGAUACGAUCUGUAUUGCAAUUCUCAUGAUUCUAUAUGUAUUGCGAUUUGAUGUUCCAAACAUAUUUCUCACUGUCAGCUUCAGAAAUAAUAAUAAUAUUUUUUUUUACAAAUUGAUACUUGGAUUCAAAUAUCGAUAUAAUAUCUUUCCCAAAAUAAUAUUGCGAUAUGUAACUGUAUUGAUGUUUUUGUUUUAUUUUUACCACUAAUAUAGGGAAAAGGGUGCCAUUUGGGACUGUUGAAGUAGAACUUCAACAGCACACAUUCCCUGUAUUUAUUUUCUCAUGGACUGCUAGCGCUUCCAAACACCAGCUGCGUACCCACAAGUCUACGUAUUCAUGCUGGUGACUUUAUUUAUGGUGUGACUUAUCUCUCUUGUAGAUACUGACUACUCCACGGAAGGCCGCCCGGGUUGAUGAGAUGCUCUACAGACUCUACAAGCUUCUCUGGAGACCGCUAAGCGGACAGGCCAAUUGUUCCUUCAAUACAAACAUACUCUUUAAUUUCUUGGAUAUUUGUUUUUUGUUGUUGUUGACUAAAUGAGGAGUUCUUACAUCUACAUUGUAGGCUGCCAACUUCCUGAGGUCCGGGCCAAUGCCACUCUGCCCUUCACCGAGGCCUUCCCUAUCCACGACCCUAGCCAGAGCAGUGAGAAGAUGGACGAGACCAUCCAGAAACAACUGGACACGCUGGUCGUAAGUCAAUGUAUUAUGACAUUGAAUUUCCAAGUGGUUGUUUUAUGUUUGUGAAUCCGUGAAAUGCCAUAAAUUGAGCUAAUAUGCGGCAGAUAGCCUAGCAGUUAAGAGCGUUGGGCCAGUAACCGAAAGGUUGCUGGUUCGAAUCCCCGAGCCGACUAGAUGAAAAAUCUGUCUGUGCACUUAACCCUAAUUGCCCCUGUAAGUCAGCGUGGAUAAGAGCGUCUGCUAAAUAGUUUGGAAUUACAAAAUCAGCAUAGAAUGUUUCUGUGUCGAUUUUAAAGGGUUAAAUAGUUCAAGUGUAGUGAGUGUAUUUUAUCAGCACUGUGUACAGUGUAGUCCUGUUUAAUAAAGCUCUCACCUGUUUGUUCCUGUGUGUGUGUUUGUAACAUGUCAGUGCCUGCUGGAGGACCCUCAGCCCCUGGUGCGCUCCACAGCCACCCUGGGGGUCUGUAAGAUCCUGGCCAAGUGUUGGGAGGUCAUCCCCCCCACUGUCAUCACCGACUUCCUUAAGAAGUUGGUGGUGGAGCUGGCCAAUGAUACCAGCUCCCCUGAUGUCCGCUGCUCCGUCUUCAAGGUGGGUGACCACAGUAUUGAAUACUAUAGAACACUAUAUAUAUAUUAGAACAUUAUGGUUACAUCCCAAAUGGCACCCUGUUCCCUAUAUAGUGCACUAAUUUGACAGCCCUUAAAGCUCUGGUCAAAAGCAGUGCCCUAUAUAGGGAAUCGGGUGCCAUUUGGGAUGCAGACCUAUAUGUCUCUAUGGGUGCGAUGGUGAACUCUGAACCUCCUCUAGAGCACCACCAGUCAUGACUGCGGUUCUGUGUUGUUGAUAUUAUUGAUUACUGAUUGUUAAGUCUUCUCUCCAGUGUUUGACCAUCGUAUUGGACAAUGGCCAAAGUCACCCGUUGCUGGAGCAGCUACUGCCUGCUCUGAAGAACAGCCUCCAUGACACCUCGGAGAAAGUACGCGUGGCCUUCCUCGACAUGCUGCUCAAGAUCAAAGCAGUGCGAGCCGCCAAGGUAAAAACACUGCGUGUGUGUAUUUCUGUUUUGUGCAAAACCACAGCAUAUUGUCUGACAAAAAGACAACUGAAGAUAUUCAAAGUACAACUAUACAUUUUUCAAAAUUAUAUAUCUUCAUUGUUGUCAUUUUGUCAGGCAAUACACUGUAGUUAUUUCUGUUUGUGUUGGGAGAAAGCUUUUUGAUUCCCUGCUAUCUCAGUAAUACUGUCAGACAUGAUUUGUGACGCUCACCCUGCCGUACCCCUCCUCUCUCUUCUCCAGUUCUGGAAGGUGUCCUCCAUGGAACACCUGCUAGCCCGUCUGGCCGUCGACUCGCAGCCUGUCUCCAAGCGCAUCGUCAACCUCCUCUUCAAUUCCUUCUUCCCCGUCAACCAAUCAGAGGAGGUGUGGUGCGAGCGCUGCGUCACCCUGAUUCAGAUGAACCCCAAGGCAGCUAGGAAGUUCUACCAGUAUGCCCACAUCUACACAGCCCCCACUAACAUAGGUGAGUUUGGCCUGCGGUUAUAUAGCUCCUACACAGCCCUUACUAAAUAGGUGAGUUUGGCCUGCAGCUAUGUAGCUCCUGUCAGCAUAUGUGGGAUUUAAAGGGGUAGUUUGACAUUUUCCAUUCAUUGCGCUAAUGCUAGUUAGCAACCGCUCCAGAAAGUACCUUCAACUUCCUUCAAACUGCAAGCAUAGACAUACAAAUGGUAUCCAUGAGUCCAUCUGACUCUGGGUAAGUAGAAAAAAGGGCUUAAUUGCCAAAAUGUCGAACUACCGCUCAUUGAUCUGUUGAGGUUUACAGUACGGACCUGUGUCUAAGGUCUUUAUUCCCCCUAGAUCAUAUUAAAAAUACAUAUCUAGCUAGCAGAUGUUAUGUGAGUCAUUUGAAGUUGUUAGAAAUCCCAGAGUUAAAGUCUGUUGUACUGUACCGCUUGUGUCCCAGUCAAGCUGAUGCUGAUAAUCCGCCGGUGUUUGAACGCCUGCAUCCAGACUGAAGACCUGAAUGAGACAAACUCCAACAACAAGGAGAACACAAGUGUAAGACUGAUUGUAGCACUGAAUGUCAGAUCACUUACAAUACUAAGGAGAUUCUUGUUUGUCAAUGGAAUGCAUGUACUAUAGUCAAGAUUUUUUUCCCCAUCAUUCAAAUUACAAUCUGGAAUUAGUACAUUCCACCCCUUCAGCUAAAUGCCUCAGCUUAGUUCAACUGUCGUAUAAUCUAGUUUUACGCCAUUGUUUUUAAUGAAGUUCUAAACAAAUACAUUCUAGCUUCAAGACAUGGUAAAAACGAUCAUUUUCGUCUCAUGGAUGGUCAGUCCUUGCAUCCAUAGCUCUGUCUAUGAAUUUAAGUGUUUUACAUGUCUCCAGCAUAGAAAGCUAGUAUGAGGGUUUGCGCUCAGGCUAGAAUGAACAGUAGGCCUCCUUGGUGUUUUCCUUUCUAUGGUUUGAGUGGGAAGUACCUACUGGAUUCUAUAUUUCUCCAGCCCCAUCGCUCAGCUGUUUACCACAACAAGUUGCGCGGUGCCCUGCUUUGUUGUAUUUCAAAUCCCAGGUUCUGGAGGAUGUCCUGUCGGUCAAGGACACGGCGUCCAUGGCCAGUCUGCUGGAGGUAGUGGUGAUCUUGUGGCGGAGUAUCCGGAAAGCCCUGCAGCUCAACAAGGACGCCCUCCAGUACACCACUGUCAAGUUUGGCUCCGUCGUGCCCAAGUACUUCAAUGUCUUCCAGGUAUGAGGUGGACUGGAUUUCACCCUGUGGCAGUCACACCGAGGUUGUGUCCCAAUAAUCUCUAAUUUCUCUUAAGUGAGCACUUGUUCACUUCCCUUCAUAGAUUUGAAAGGAAAUGAGUGGUUUAUGGAAACUCCCUCUAGCCCAUGCUGUACCAAUCCAAUGCUUUUAAAUGUGUGGGGAGUAGUGAAUGAGUUCACACUUUAGGAAGAAGGAGAGAUUAUUGGAACGCACCCCAGAUAUCUUCGCCAUCAUUUAAGGUGUCCUCACCUUGUUUCUCUCUCUUUCAGGAGGAGUGUUGUACAGUUCCCCUCAUCCAACUAGCCUCCCUACUGCCCCCAGCUUCUGUCCCCACUUUCAGGUCUGUGGAGUCCUGCUAACUUGUCUUAUAUUGGUCUUCAGACUCUCACUCUCUCUGUCUCUGUCUGUGUUAACCCUGUUUCUCUGGUCCCUGUGUUCCAGCUGUGGGGUGCUGUCCAGGCUGAAGAGGCUGGAGGCGGGGGCCAAGGUGUCCCAGUACAGUCAGAUCAUCGAGUGCCUGUGUAGCUGGGGCCAGGCCGCACACGUCCUGGAGCUCGUCACAGACUGGCUCACUGAUGCGUUACCCACCGCCGCGGUAAGCAACACGCACUGAGGUCGCGUCACAAAUACCACCCUAUUCUCUAUAUAGUGCACUACUUUUGACCAGGGUCCAUAGGUUCUCUGGUCAAAAGUAGUGCAGUAUAUAGGGAAAGGGUGCUAUUUGAGAUGCAGGCACAGAUGAAUAGGGAUGCCUCAGUGAGACCCUCGGUGGCUCCUUGGGAUAUUUAUAUAUUAGGCAUUGUAAUGGAGAAAGGAGUGAUCCAUCUGCAUAGUAAAACAUCUUACUAAGUUUACUUUAUUCUGAGUAAACAAGUUUGUCUUCAAAAACAUUGCCUUAAUGCUCUUAUAGUUGGGUACUGAGAUGUAAUCAUGACAUCAAUGAACAUUACCCCGCCUCCCUGCUCCCCCUUCUCCACAGGGCAAAGGGAACACCAGUCGGAAAGUGCGCAUCCAGGAGACGGUGGAGGCCAAACCAGACCUAGGGCUAGAUUACCUGGAGUACCUGGUCAGCCGUACCUCCACGCGGGACUGCAUCCUGCCCUUCAGGCAGGGCCAGCUCAAACAGCUGCACAAAGCCCUCGGGGCCUGGAAGGUAGAGUAGAUAAUAUAAUUAUAGAGUUUUAUUUAUUGGUUCUAUGUGCGGUGAGAGGCUAUGUGCAGAGGUGUGAUCCUGUGUCAUGUUUGCUUUCUCAGUCAGUGCUGUUAUCCCAUCUGAGCUCUUCUGAGACCCAGGCCAAUAUUCCCAGAGCAGAAACAGCACUGAGGGCGUUUGCCCUUCACGCACGUCUCAGUGCCCAUCUACAGCACAAAGUGAGUCCCAUCACCUACAUGCCUCUGCUUUGUAACAAAUCUGUGUACAGUAUUGCUUUGCCCACGAUAAAUUGUUAUGCUAGUAAUAAAUACAACGAUAACUUUAUAACACUAAUGUGCAUCCGUGUUUUAUUUAUUUAUUUAUUAUUUCUUAAAUCUUCUUCUUCCUUCUUCCUUCUUCUUCUCAUUAGCAGUCACCCUACCGGUCAAAAGUUUUACAAUACCUAGUCAUUCAAGGGUUUUUCUUUAUUUUUACUAGUUUCUACAUUGUAGAAUAAUAGUGAAGACAUCAAAACUAUGAAAUAACACAUAUGGAAACAUGUAAUAACCAAAAAAGUGUUAAACAAAUCUAUUUAUAUUUGAGAUUCUUUAAAUAGCCACCCUUUGCCUUGAUGACAGCUUUGCACACUCUUGGCAUUCUCUCAACCAGCUUCACCUGGAAUGCUUUUCCAACAGUCUUGAAGGAGUUCCCGCAUAUGCUGAGCACUUGUUGGCUGCUUUUCCUUCACUCUGCGGUCCGACUCAUCCCAAACCAUCUCAAUUUGGUUGAGGUCGGGGGAUUGUGGAGGCCAGGUCAGCACUCCAUCACCUUCUUGGUAAAAUAGCCCUUACACAGCCUGGAGGUGUGUUGGGUCAUUGUCCAGUUGAAAAACAAAUGAUAGUUCCACUAAGCCCAAACCAGAUGGGAUGGCGUAUCGCUGCAGAAUGCUGUGGUAGCCAUGCUGGUUAACUGCCUUGAAUUCUAAAUAAAUAAUAGACAGUGUCACCAGCAAAGCACCCCCACACCAUAACACCUCCUCCUCCAUGCUUUACGGUGGGAACUACACAUGCAGAGAUCAUCCGUUCACCCACACCGCGUCUCACAAAGACACGGCGAUUGGAACCAAAAAUCUCCAAAUUGAACUCCAGACCAAAGGACAAAUAGCUCGUGUUUCUUGGCCCAAGCAAGUCUCUUCUUAUUAUUGGUGUCCUUUAGUAGUGGUUUCUUUGCAGCAAUUUGACCAUGAAGGCCUGAUUCACACAGUCUCCUCUGAACAGUUGAUGUUGAGAUGUCUGUUACUUGAACUCUGUGAAGCAUUUAUUUGGGCUGCAAUUUCUGAGGCAUCUGCAGCAGAGGUAACUCUGGGUCUUCCUUUCCUGUGGUGGUCCUCAUGAGAGCCAGUUUCAUCAUAGCGCUUGAUGGUUUUUGCGACUGCACUUGAAGAAACUUUCACAUUUCUUGAAGAUUUCCAGAUUGACUGACCUUCAUAUUUUUUAAGUAAUGAUAGACUGUCGUUUCUCAUUGCUUAUUUGAGCUGUUCUUGCCAUAAUAUGAACUUAGCCCUAUUUGGUACCUUGUCACAACACAACUGAUUGGCUCAAACGCAUUAAGAAGGAAAUAAAUUCCACAAAUUAACUUUGAAGAAGGCACACCUGUUAAUUGAAAUGCAUUCCAGGUGACUACCUCCAUGAAGCUGGUUGAGAGAAUGCCAAGAGUGUGCAAAGCUGCCAUCAAGGCAAAGGGUGGCUACUUUGAAGAAUCUCAAAUAUAUAAUAUAUUUUGAUUUGUUUAACACUUUUUUUGGUUACUACUUGAUUCAAUGUGUUAUUUCAUAGUUUUGAUGUCUUCACUAUUAUUCUACAAUGUCAAAAUGUGUACAAAUAAAGAAAAACCGUUGAAUGAGUAGGGUAUCUUAGUCACUUUAAUAAUGUUUAUAUAUAUUGCAUUACUCAUCUCAUGUGUAUAUACUGUAUUCUAUACUAUUCUACUGUAUCUUAAUCCAUGCCGCUCUGACAUCGCUCGUCCAUAUAAACUCAGCAAAAAAAAGAAACGUCCCUUUUUCAGGACCCUGUCUUUCAAAGAUAAUUUGUAAAAAUCCAAAUAACUUCACAGAUCUUCAUUGUAAAGGGUUUAAACACUGUUUCCCAUGCUUGUUCAAUGAACCAUAAACAAUGAAUGAACAUGCACCUGUGGAACGGUCGUUAAGACACUAACAGUUUACGACGGUAGGCAAUUAAGGUCACAGUUAUGAAAACUUAGGACACUAAAGAGGCCUUUCUACUGACUCUGAAAAACACCAAAAGAAAGAUGCCCAGGGUCCCUGCUCAUCUACGUGAACGUGCCUUAGGCAUGCUGCAAGGAGGCAUGAGGACUGCAGAUGUGUCCAGGACAAUAAAUUGCAAUGUCCGUACUGUGAGACGCCUAAGACAGCGCUACAGGGAGACAGGACAGACAGCUAAUCGUCCUCGCAGUGGCAGACCACGUGUAACAACACCUGCACAGGAUCGGUACAUCCGAACGUCACACCUGCGGGACGGGUACAGGAUGGCAACAACAACUGCCCGAGUUACACCAGGAACGCACAAUCCCUCCAUCAGUGCUCAGACUGUCCGCAAUAGGCUGAGAGAGGCUGGACUGAGGGCUUGUAGGCCUGUUGUAAGGCAGGUCCUCACCAGACAUCACCAGCAACAACGUCGCCUAUGGGCACAAACCCACCGUCGCUGGACCAGACUGGCAAAAAGUGCUCUUCACUGACGAGUCGCGGUUUUGUCUCACCAGGGGUGAUGGUCGGAUUCGCGUUUAUCGUCGAAGGAAUGAGCGUUACACCGAGGCCUGUACUCUGGAGCGGGAUCGAUUUGGAGGUGGAGGGUCCGUCAAGGUCUGGGGCGGUGUGUCACAGCAUCAUCGGACUGAGCUUGUUGUCAUUGCAGGCAAUCUCAACGCUGUGCAUUACAGGGAAGACAACCUCCUCCCUCAUGUGGUACCCUUCCUGCAGGCUCAUCCUGACAUGACCCUCCAGCAUGACAAUGCCACCAGCCAUACUGCUCGUUCUGUGCGUGAUUUCCUGCAAGACAGUAAUGUCAGUGUUCUGCCAUGGCCAGCGAAGAGCCCGGAUCUCAAUCCCAUGAGCACGUCUGGGACCUGUUGGAUCGGAGGGUGAGGGCUAGGGCCAUUCCCCCCAGAAAUGUCCGGGAACUUGCAGGUGCUUUGGUGGAAGAGUGGGGUAACAUCUCACAGCAAGAACUGGCAAAUCUGGUGCAGUCCAUGAGGAGGAGAUGCACUGCAGUACUUAAUGCAGCUGGUGGCCACACCAGAUACUGACUGUUACUUUUGAUUUUGACCCCCCCUUUGUUCAGGGACACAUUAUUCAAUUUAUGUUAGUCACAUGUCUGUGGAACUUGUUCAGUUUAUGAGAAUCUUGUUAUGUUCAUACAAAUAUUUACACAUGUUAAUUUGCUGAAAAUAAACACAGUUGACCGUGAGAGGACGUUUCUUUUUUUACUCAGUUUAUGUACACUACCAGUCAAAAGUUUGGACACACCUACUCAUUCAAGGGAUUUUCUUUAUUUUUACAGUUUUUUACAUUGUAGAAUAAUAGUGAAGACAUCAAAACUAUGAAAUAACACAUGGAAUCAUGAGGUAACCAAAAAAGCUGUCAUCUAGGCAAAGGGUGGCUAUUUGAAGAAUCAAAUAUAAAAUAUAUUUUGAUUUGUUUAACACUUUUUUUGGUUACUACAUGAUUCCAUAUGUGUUAUUUCAUAGUUUUGAUGUUUUCACUUAUAUUCUACAAUGUAGAAAAUAGUAAAAAAUUAAGAAAAACCCUUGAAUGAGUAGGUGUCCAAACUUUUGACUGGUACUGUAUAUAUUCUUAAUUCAUUCCUUACUUAGAUUUGGGUGUAUUGGGUAUAUGUUGUGAAAUUGUUCGAUUACUUGUUAGAUAUUACUGCACUGUCGGAGCUAGAAGCACAAGCAUUUUGCUAAACACGUGUAUGUGACCAAUAACAUUUGAUUUGAUUUGUUCUAAAACUUUUGACCGGUAGUGUAUUUCAUUUCAAACUUCACAUACAGUGGGGAAAAAAAGUAUUUAGUCAGCCACCAAUUGUGCAAGUUCUCCCACUUAAAAAGAUGAGAGAGGCCUGUAAUUUUCAUCAUAGGUACACGUCAACUAUGACAGACAAAAUGAGAAUUUUCUUUCCAGAAAAUCACAUUGUAGGAUUUUUAAUGAAUUUAUUUGCAAAUUAUGGUGGAAAAUAAGUAUUUGGUCAAUAACAAAAGUUUCUCAAUACUUUGUUAUAUACCCUUUGUUGGCAAUGACACAGGUCAAACGUUUUCUGUAAGUCUUCACAAGGUUUUCACACACUGUUGCUGGUAUUUUGGCCCAUUCCUCCAUGCAGAUCUCCUCUAGAGCAGUGAUGUUUUGGGUCUGUCGCUGGGCAACACGGACUUUCAACUCCCUCCAAAGAUUUUCUAUGCGGUUGAGAUCUGGAGACUGGCUAGGCCACUCCAGGACCUUGAAAUGCUUCUUAAGAAGCCACUCCUUCGUUGCCCGGGCGGUGUGUUUGGGAUCAUUGUCAUGCUGAAAGACCCAGCCACGUUUCAUCUUCAAUGCCCUUGCUGAUGGAAGGAGGUUUUCACUCAAAAUCUCACGAUACAUGGCCCCAUUCAUUCUUUCCUUUACACGGAUCAGUCGUCCUGGUCCCUUUGCAGAAAAACAGCCCCAAAGCAUGAUGUUUCCACCCCCAUGCUUCACAGUAGGUAUGGUGUUCUUUGGAUGCAACUCAGCAUUCUUUAUCCUCCAAACACGACGAGUUGAGUUUUUACCAAAAAGUUAUAUUUUGGUUUCAUCUGACCAUAUGACAUUCUCCCAAUCCUCUUCUGGAUCAUCCAAAUGCACUCUAGCAAACUUCAGACGGGCCUGGACAUGUACUGGCUUAAGCAGGGGGACACGUCUGGCACGGGGUGAGAUCUUGCGUGGAGCCCCAGAUCGAGGGAGAUUAUCAGUGGUCUUGUAUGUCUUCCAUUUCCUAAUAAUUGCUCCCGCAGUUGAUUUCUUCAAACCAAGCUGCUUACCUAUUGCAGAUUCAGUCUUCCCAGCCUGGUGCAGGUCUACAAUGUUGUUUCUGGUGUCCUUUGAAAGCUCUUUGGUCUUGGCCAUAGUGGAGUUUGGAGUGUGACUGUUUGAGGUUGUGGACAGGUGUCUUUUAUACUGAUAACAAGUUCAAACAGGUGCCAUUAAUACAGGUAACGAGUGGAGGAUAGAGGAGCCUCUUAAAGAAGAAGUUACAGGUCUGUGAGAGCCAAAAAUCUUGCUUGUUUGUAGGUGACCAAAUACUUAUUUUCCACCAUAAUUUGCAAAUAAAUUCAUAAAAAAUCCUACAAUGUGAUUUUCUGGAUUUUUUUUUCUCAAUUUGUCUGUCAUAGUUGACGUGUACCUAUGAUGAAAAUUACAGGCCUCUCAUCUUUUUAAGUGGGAGAACUUGCACAAUUGGUGGCUGACUAAAUACUUUUUUCCCCCACUGUAUCUCUAGUCAAGUAUAGGCUACUAACGAUAUCAGCUAAAUGUCUUCGAUGAGUGUCGGUUUGAGCAGUAUAGGUAAUUUUGGUUUAUCGUCCCAGAUCUAGUAGACAGUAUUUGGGAAAUAACUACUGGUCUGUGCAGUGUUUUGGCUAUAACCACAUUUUAUAACCACCUGGGCUUGCUACAACUACCGUUGUUUGCUUUCCCAGUUCUCUGAGGGGAGGGAUUUCCUGGUCCCUGUGGAGAACAUGGCAGUGUGGGUGGCAGAGAGGGUGCUGCCCUUCCUGGUCAGCCCCAGUGAGGGAGGUGUCACUGAGCAGCAGCGGGACCUCGCCAGGCAGGUGGUAGAGGUAAGUACGACCCUCUGGAAAGGGUAGCCGGUAUCAAACACAGGACGGGGUUUACACUGUAGUUUUGUACAGAAGACCUAAGAGUUAAUUCUGUCUUCAGUACUCAGCGGUACCUCAGAGGUGUCAAACUCAAUUCCUGGAGGUCUGUGUGUUUGCUGGGUGUGUUAUUUUAUUUCAAUUUGUGUCCAACUAUGACCUAGACAACCAGUUGAGGGGGAACUCCUAACUAAUCAAUUACCUUAAUUGAUCAUUCAAGGCAGGAGCAAAAAACCAGACACUCGGCCCUCCAGGAAUUGUGUUCGACACCCCUGCUUUACCUGGAGACGGAGGGAAAGUAAAUCAAAUCAAAUGUAUUUAAUAAUCCCCUUUUUACAUCAGAUGCGGUCACAAAUUGGUUUACUGAAAACCUUAACACAUGCGUAAAAUAGCAUUAGACUUUAUCAAAUAUAUGAGACAUAAAAGAAUAGCGGUAGAAUAUAGUUGUGUAUAACACUGUUACAGUAUUAGCCACGACAUUAGGUGUAAUGUACGAGCAGCUUUAUGGUAUUAUGGUCAGUAGAUCAAUUAUUGUGCUUCAAUCUUUCCUAUGCUUUCAGUCUAUAAACAGACUGAGGCUUCCAUCCUAAAUGGCACCCUAUUCCCUAUUUAGUGCACUAUAGGCCUUGGUCAAAAGUAGUGCACUACAUAAGGAAUAAGGUGCCAUUUGGGACGCAGAAUAGUCUAUUUCAUAGAUUGUUAUUCAGCUCAGGUCCACACUCUCACGUAUCAGCCCUCCGUUGGAUGCCUCCAACUCCCAGAGCGCAAGAUGGACUCAUUUAUUAUUUGAAAUGGGCUUCUAUAGUUAUUUCUUCCAUUACUCUCUCAAGUGUGUCACCCAGAUGCUGCUGCUUUGAUCAGAUAUUGAAAAUAAACCCCUCAUUUAUCUUAAUACCCACUUCUGUUGCUUCCACUAACUCUAUAGAGCUCCAGCACCAACACUUGAGAUUAAGAUACUACGGUAUGGUGGCUUAUUCAAUGCAACGUUUUCAGGACAAAUUAGCACAAAAUGUAAUUUUGAAUUAAUUAAUUAAAAAAAUAUUGUCCCAUAAUAUAGUUUGUUUAGUUGGUCUUUCAGCAUUAUUCCAGGUUCUUAAAAACAGUCGCAUUACAAACUCUGAAUUACUAUGCUGAUACAAUAAAGAAACAUCAAUGUCAUUUUUCUAUCCCUCUUUGUGGAGUGACAACAUUGCUCUAACGUUGCGGUGAUGUUUGGCAGAGUUUACUGAUGGUGUGCAGAGAUGUGAUCCGGGUGGGUCUUGGGGACGAGGAGUUCAAAGGGCAGAUCCUUCACCUGUGCUCCAUCGUGCUCCUCUCUGGUGAGUAUAUCUACACUAAACAUAUACAAUUAUAGAGACAUGCGGAAUCUAUAUGAAGAAACAUGCCAUUUUAGGGCAAUUUUUGACCAUCUGUAAAUCAGCUUUUCUAUGAGGAACAUUUAGAACUGUAGAUUCUCUAGAAUAGUUGUUGACUGGACUAGGCCACUUGUCUCAUUUCAUUGUGUCUGUGAGGAAAUUUGACUGAGGUGUGUGUUUUGUUAUGUUGUGUUCUCAGAGAAGGGCUACCUGUGUGUUCCUCUGCUGUUCUUUGUGCUGACGGAGGUGGCGGAGAACUACGUCCCCGAGAACCAGGCCCAGGACGACCAGUCUUCCAUCAUCCUCAGCGUGGUCACCAACGUCUUCCAGAAGAUCCUGGAGGUCAUGGCUCGCCGCCUAAGGAAGGACCCUGAGGAGGGCCAGGAGGUGAGGAGGAUGGCUGUGUCCCAAAUGCCUUGAUGGUUUGAAUGCCUAUUUGGCCCAACAACAGAAGCAGCUCUGGGGCCAUAUGUAUCAAGCUUCUCAGAGGAGGAUCUAGAAUCUGCUCCCGCCGUCCAUGUAAUGUUAUUCAUUGUGAUCUAAAGCAGUGUUCCCAACCUUUUUCGGUUACUGUACCACCAACUACAUUUUGCUCUGCCUGGAGUACCCCUGAAGUACCCCCUCAUGUGCAUUUUACCAGUACGCCUAUGGUCUCAUGAGUCCUCUCAAGUACCCCCUGUGGAUAGGCCAAGUACCCCCAGGGUUCCUAGAACCCCUGGUUGGGAACCACUGAGCUAAAGGACUAAACUGCACUCCUACUAUGAGACUAGAUAGAUAGAUAGAUAGAUAUCAAUCUACACACAAUACCCCAUAAUGACAAAGCAAACACAGGUUUUUAGACAUUUUUGCAAAUGUAUGAAAAGAAAGAAACUGAAAUAUUACAUUUUACAUAAGUAUUCAGACCCUUUACUCAGUACUUUGUUGAUGCACCUUUGGCAGCGAUUACAGCCUUGAGUCUUCUUGGGUACGACACUACAAGCUUGGCACACCUGUGUUUGGGGAGUUUCUCCCAUUCUUCUCUGCAGAUCCUCUAAAGUUCUGUCAGGUUGGAUGGGAAGCGUCGCUGCACAGCUAUUUUCAGGUCUCUCCAGAGAUGUUCAAUCGGGUUCAAGUCCGGGCUCUGGCUAGUCCACUCAAGGACAUUCAGAGACUUGUCCCAAAGCCACUCCUGCGUUGUCUUGGCUCUGUGCUUAGGGUCGUUGUCCUGUUGGAAGGUGAACCUUCGCCCCCAGUCUGAGGUCCUGAGCGCUCUGGAGCAGGUUUUCAUCAAGGAGCUCUCUGUACUUUGCUCCGUUCAUCUUUGCCUCGAUCCUGACUAGUCUCCCAGUACCUGCCGCUGAAAAACAUCCCCACAGCAUGAUGCUGCCACCACCAUGCUUCACCGUAGGGAUGGUGCCAGGUUUCCUCCAGACGUGAUACUUGUCAUUUAGGCCAAAGAGUUCAAUCUUGUUUCUCAUGGUCUGAGAGUCUUUAGGUGCCUUUUGGCAAACUGCAAGCGGGCUAUCGUGCCUUUUAGUGAGGAGUGGCUUCCGUAUAGCCACUCUACCAUAAAGGCCUGAUUGGUGGAGUGCUGCAGAGAUGGUUGUCCUUCUUUAUGGUUCUCCCACAGAGAACUGAAAAGGCGUCUGCGAGCAAGGAGGCCUACAAACCUGACUCAGUUACACCAGCUCUGUCAGGAGGAACUUAUUGUGGGAAGCUUGUGGAAGGCUACCUGAAACGUUUGACCGAAGUUAAACAAUUUAAAGGCAAUGCUACCAAAUACUAAUUGAGUGUAUGUAAACUUCUGACCCACUGGGAAUGUGAUGAAAGAAGUAAAAGCUGAAAUAAAUCAUUCUCUCUACUAUUAUUCUGACGUUUCAUAUUCUUAAAAUAGUGGUGGUCCUAACUGACCUAAGACAGGGAAUUUUUACUGGUAUUAAAUGUCAGGAAAUGUGAAAAACUGAGUUUAAAUGUAUUUGGCUAAGGUGUAUAUAAACUUCCAAUUUCAACUGUAUCUCCUAGAUAUAGGACAGACACUUCAAAACCUUAUUCCUUAUUUAUUUUUUGACACUUUUUUUGCCAUUUAUGAACGUGCUAUUCAAUGUGUUUUUAUAGGCUAUAGCAGUGAAGGCAAAACUCAAUAUUUAAUCAAAUAAUUGUUUGUCUUAGAGACCCGUACAUGGCAGAGAAUUUCAGUUUCAACAUUCCUUUAGCCCCAUCCCUCGACUGUUUACGAAAACAAGGGGCGGGGAUGACCAUUUUGUUGUAUUUCCAAUCGCAGAUCGCCCCUCUAAAUAUCCACUCCAGUUAGGUGUUAGGUGAAGAUGCAUUAUAUGUUUCUUUAAGUCUCUCCCUUUCAUUUAACCAUCGUUUUCUGUGAAUGAUCACCCAGUAGCUUGGUUAAAGCGUCAACAGAUUUAGCUACAAGCUAAGAUGCUGUGCUGCUUUCUGAGAAUGAUUCUGGGGAUAGCGACAAAGUAAAUACAGCCUUGAAGUUGAGAGAGAGGAAGAGAGGGGAAGAGAAAAGAAGAAGAGAGAGAGGAGGAGAAGCUUUUGACAGAUCUGAGAGAAGCUUUUGACAGGGUUCUACCUGCUUUUGAGAUGAGUAGGGAGAGACAUUUGAAAUCAGUCUGAAAGCUGUGAUUGUGGCGUCAGAAAAGGUUAAAGCUUUCCGCUUGAUGUGACUGUCUGAAGCUGCAUCCACCUGACAGGUGUUUGAUGAUCCAGUUUUGGAGGUGUCGCUGAAAAUGCAAGGAUAUGGAAUUGUAGUUCAACCUACUUUCUUUAGGUAAACAUAUGAAUAGGUAUGCAUCUUUCUUAACUGUGUUUGCAAGUAUUUUCCAAUAAAACAUUUCAAGGCUGGGAGGCAAGAAUGCUGCUGGUCUGUAUUUGUGUAUGUUCACAAAAGUGGACAUGGCAAUUUGGUCAAUGUUUUUGCCUAGUGGCCUUUCUGAAGACAAGAUGCAGACAUAAGGUUCCCGAGUGGUGCAGUGGUCUAAGGCACUGCAUCUCAAUGCUUGAGGCGUCACUACAGACCCCCUGGUUCGAUUCCAGGCUGUAUCACAACCGGCCGUGAUUGGGAGUCCCAUAGGGCGGCGCACAAUUGGCCCAGCGUCGUCCGGGUUUGGCCGGUGUAGGCCGUCAUUGUAAAUAAGAAUUUGUUCUUAACUGACUUGCCUAGUUAAAUAAGGGUAAAAUAAAUAAAAUAUAGACAGAUGGAUAGAUAUGGCCCUGUUCAGGUUGCAAAUGUGAAUAGAUGAUUUAAGGUUGUUUCUCUCUCCCCUGGCUGUUGUAGCUGUGGUACUCAGCUGUUCCCGCUCUAGGAGACUUCCUCCAGGUGGUUCAGGCUUGGUCGGGCGUCGACUCAAACCCCCUAAACGGGGUGUUUUCAACCAUCUGUGCUGCCACCCUCGCUGCGACCCAACACUCCCUGCAAAAAGUAACAAAGAUGGCUGAUACACAACAAACACUAUUUUCCUAGAUAGAAAAUGUGAUUCCAAAUGUUGAUAGUUUGCGAAUAAAGAACAUGUACUAUAUUUCGUCUGCGCUGAACUUAAAACUGUUCCGUCAUAGAUUUCACAUCCUCAAGAGGUCACAACACCAGAGACGGUCCAGGAUUUGCCUCCUCUCUCAAGCAUCUUGUUGGAUGUUCUCCUCAAAUCGCCCCCGGUCACCAGGUAAUCAACCAACUACACUCCAAGCGUUGCUGCUUUCUAUUACUACGCACAAUGACUGGCUCAGUUCAGUUUCCUUUUUUUGUGAUAAAUAUUUGUAUAGAUUUUUCCCACACAAAAAGGAAGAACAAGAGGAAGAACAAACACCGUCAACACCACACAAUUUCAUACAAAGAGCUCCAGCAAUGGAAUAUAUACUGUACUUUUGUCCUCAUUUUUGUUUAUAAACCAAGGCCUCUUUUUCAGGGCCUUCCUGGCAGAGAUCAACUCAACUGUCGACUCCGAGGUCAUUGAUGGUCUAACCGGAUUGGCUGCAGUUCUUCACAUUCUGGCAGUUGUCAGACAGAGUGAGAAAAAUAAGUUGCAAUAAAGAGUCUUUUAUAUUGAUAAAAAAAUAAUUUUCACAUUUAUGAAUAGUUUCUAACAGGGCGUGGCUAAAUGUUUUUAGCAGCUACACUGGGAGUGUAGCUUUUUUUGCCGUGAGCAGGGCGCGUGCCACUAUCAACUGUUCUCGGGCCUGAGCCAGUUGCUUACACCAAGGUUUCAUUGAAAUUAAUCCGAGAAGUUCUGUAUCCGGUGUAGCUGGCCUGUAAUGAUUGCCUGUUUUUGUUCCAGCUGGGAAGUUUAAGGAAGAUCUGAAGAGUACAGCCGUGUCCGUCCAGAGGCAGCUUCAGAAACAUUACGCUGUCAAGGCUGAGAAUGAAGGACACAUCCAGAGGUAACUAGAUUAAUGAACGUUGUAAGGGUUGUCCCAAAUGGCAUCCAAAUGGCACUACUUUUGACCAAGGCCAAAUGGCUCUGAUCAAAAGGAGUGCACUAAUAUAGGGAAUAGGGUGCAGUUUGGGACCUUUUGUAUGUUUUUAAGACAAUUAAAGUAUUUUCGAGUUGUUAGUUAGCAUGUACCCUGAACAUUAAGGAAACGUGCUCGUAAAUUGGGAAUUGUAAGAUGUCAAAUUAUAUUUUCAAAUAACAAAAUAGCAACCACAAGAUUACAUUAAAUUCAACAACAACAAAAAAUCUUUCUCCAGGGUAAUCUACGAAUCCGCUAUCAACACUUUGAAUGAGAUUCUGAUGCCAUGCCCAUGAGGGGGCAAGAACGAGAGAACAACAUUUACACAUUUAACAUUUACUAAUUAUUUUUUGGUACCCAGUGUCAUCUAUUUUUCUAUUCUGUUCUAUUUUUCUAAGUUUUUCUAUCCUGUGCGAUCAUGGUGUAUACAGCAUGACUUGUAUUUGCGUUUUGGAUUUAUGUAUUGCGUCAGGAUACUGUAUGCUGCAUAAACUGAACUGUGUGUAACAUUGCUAAGU